CCCCGGGCCGGCCGCCGCCCCGCUUUCCCCUCCACCCCCAAGAUUUCCGCCGCGGCAAUGGCGGGCGGCGGGCGGCGGCGGGCGCAUGGGGGCUCCUGACGCGCCGCGCCGGCCGCAGAGCCGCGCUCGGGGCGGGAGGCUGCCCUGACUCUUCCCCUCCCCGGGAGAACUUCCCGCUCGGCUGGGCUGCCCCCGCCGUGCUCCGCCAUGCUGCCCGCCUCCCUCGGGCGGGCCGGGCAGCGCGGCCGGCGGGUGCGGGCCUGCCUGGGGGGGUGGCCGCUCGCCCCCCGGCGCUGGGCGCUGCUGCCGCCGCCGGGGCCCUGCCUGAGGUGGCGGCAGCGGGAGCCCGCCCCGCUACUCCGGGCCGCGCGGCUGAGCGUCGGCACGCAGGCCGGGGGGCUGAGAGCUGAAAAGCCGGGCGGGAGCAGCAAACCCGUGGCCGUGCCAGCGGGCCGGAAAGAGGGAGCGCUGCUGUCGGCUGCCCUGAAAGUGAAAGAAGCUGGAAGAGACUUUACCUAUUUCAUUGUGGUGCUUGUUGGAAUUGGUGUUACAGGUGGUUUGUUCUAUGUGAUUUUUAAAGAGCUAUUCUCUUCUUCUAGUCCAAGUAAGAUCUAUGGAGAUGCCUUGGAGAAAUGCAGAUCUCACCCCGAGAUAAUUGGUGUUUUUGGUGAAUCUAUUAAAGGUUAUGGGGAGGCAACAAGAAGAGGAAGACGACAGCUUGUCAGUCACAUUGAAUACGUGAAGGAUGGACUGAAACAUAUGCGUUUGAAGUUCUAUAUUGAGGGCUCUGAACCAGGGAAGCAGGGAACAGUCCAUGUGGAAGUCAAAGAGAAUCCUGAGAGAGGAAGAUUUGAAGUCCGCUACAUAUUUGUGGACGUUGACACCUAUCCUAGAAGAACCAUUGUCAUAGAAGACAACAGAUAGCCAGUGACCGAAGUUGCUGCCACAUCUCACUGAAUAUUGGAUGAUACUGGUGUAGUCAGACUACACGUGAAUUGUCUGGUGUUCUCGAUUCUAUCUUGCAGCUUUGGGGUUGUGUUAUAAGACGUAACAGGGCCUGCUUUAAGGUCUUUCAUAAUAAGAGAUACAGGAUUUUAAGUUAAGCUACUGAAAUAUAGUAGAGCUAUCACUUAACAGCAAUUACUUUUGACAUAGGAAAAUAAUCGUUGAUAAUAAACAGUUUAAUGCUGAUAAUACUUCUGCACACCCAAAAAAAGCAUCUUCCAAGAUUUUAGGUUUGGAUGGGGGGUUCUUUGUCUUCCUUUGCUUUGAUUUCCCACUAGCACCACAAUAAAAUAAGUGGUAUUUUAAGUGUA
Molecule: messenger RNA, 1316 nt
Organism: Tyto alba (common barn owl)
Lineage: Eukaryota; Metazoa; Chordata; Aves; Strigiformes; Tytonidae
Gene: TIMM21
Product: translocase of inner mitochondrial membrane 21
Exons: 6
Coding region: 208-924 (238 amino acids)
Biological process (GO): protein import into mitochondrial matrix
Cellular component (GO): TIM23 mitochondrial import inner membrane translocase complex
Source: RefSeq, a predicted model, not a curated record